Messenger RNA from Anopheles arabiensis, 3519 nucleotides. RefSeq names its product myotubularin-related protein 9. The record is from RefSeq and is a predicted model, not a curated record. The transcript is spliced from 4 exons. NCBI's taxonomy places the organism in Eukaryota, Metazoa, Arthropoda, Insecta, Diptera, Culicidae. Gene Ontology annotation, biological process: negative regulation of autophagy.
GAAUCAACAGCACAAUCGAGACGAGUUUCGUAUACGUCACGUCGUCGGCGCGCUGUUGGUGGCUGGCUAUUGUACAUCUGGCAGGCUCUGAACAGCAUCGUCGCAGCUACGCAAACGCGCUCUUACCUGCUGUGGGUCAGGGCAGAAACCACGGAGAAGCAAUAGGAUUACCGCCAGCAGAUCGGUCCGUGUGUGUUUGAGUGUCCGCGCGAGCAAAACAACUCCUUCCGGGUGUUGGCGGAGCGCGAUUACCAGCCGUACGGAUGGAGUUUGCGGAACUCAUACUGACGCCCAAGCUCGAUGGCGUGCUGCUGUACGAUCAGCUAAGCGAUCGACCCAUCGACGGAACGCUCUGCGUCACUGGCCACCAUUUGAUACUGAGCACCCGGAAGGAAGGAGCCCAAGAGCUGUGGCUGUUGCACCAAAACAUCGAUCUCGUCGAGCGGAAACCGAACAUCGUCAACAACGUCCUCGAGGGUGGCACCAUCAUACUGAAAUGCAAAGAUUUGCGCAUCAUUGCGUUGAAAAUUGCCUCCCCCCAGGAGUACUUCAACAUUUCCAAUUCGAUCGAACAGCUGUCGAACCUGGAGGAAACACGCAUGCUGUACCCGUUCUUCUACAUCCCGAUGUACAACAUCCUCGAGGACGGGCACUCGCUGUACCGGCCCGAGCAGGAGUUUGGCAAGCUGCUCGCGAACGGAGACGGCGAGUGGCGACUGACGACGGUGAACAGUACGUACCAGGUCUGCCCAACGUACGGCGCCCGGCUGGUGGUUGCCCGCUCCAUUACCGACGAACAGAUCGUGCAAUCGGCCGCCUUCCGCGAUGGCGGCCGGUUUCCGGUGCUCUCCUAUCGGCACGCCAACGGUGCGGCCAUGCUGCGCAGUGCCCAGCCGCUGGCGGCGCCGGGCGUUACGAAGCGUUGCCGGGCGGACGAAGCCAUCCUGAAUGCGGUGCUCGGUCGGAGCAAGAAGGGCUUCAUAUUCGACACGUGGGCGAAGGGCAAGAGCAGCACGACCGAGACGGAUCAGCACUACUCGCAGUGGAAAUAGGUGACGCGGCCGAUCGGGCAGUUCAGCUCCGUGUCGGCGUUGUUAGAUAGUUUUAUCAAAUUGAUGGAAGCGUGCAACGAUGUGCAGUGCAGCUCGGACAAGUGGCUGUCGCGACUGGAAAUGUCCGGCUGGCUCGGGUACGUGCUUAACGCGCUGAAUGCGGCCUGCGUGGUAGCGCAGUGUCUCGACCAGGAGGGCAGCCCCGUGCUGGUGCAUGGUGGGAAAGGUCUGGAUACUACGCUCGUAAUAACCUCGCUGGUACAAAUCAUCCUUAAUCCCGACAGCCGCACGAUAAGGGGACUGCAAGCGCUCAUCGAUCGGGAAUGGCUGCAGGGUGGCUACCCGUUUUCGACGCGCCACAAACACUCCUGCUACACGCCCACCAACCUGCGGCGCAAAAGCUCGAGUGCCACGUUUCUGCUCUUUCUCGACUGCGUUUACCAGCUGUACGCUCAGUUUCCCUGCAGCUUCGAGUACGACCAUCGGCUGCUGGUGACCCUGUUCGAGCACAGCUACUUCAGCCAGUACGGUACGUUUUUGGGCGACUGCGAGCGGGACCGGGUGCAGCUGAAGGUAACUACGCGCACCACCAGCCUGUGGUCCCACCUGAACCGGCCGGAGGUGGUGAAAUCCCUGCUCAACCCGCUGUACGAGCCGAAUCCCGCCGUCAUAUGGCCGUCGGUCGCACCGCUCAGUAUUGUGCUGUGGUCUGAGCUGUACACGCGCUGGUCGAUCGAUCAGUCCCAGCUGAAGAUCAACUUCGGCCACAUUCACGCGCUGGUCAGCCGGGAAAAGGAUCUGCGCAGCAGGGUGGUAAAGUUACGCCGCCAGCUUGCCGAUCUUCAGCGCGAGUAUCAGAUCGUGCGCAGUGAGAAAAAUGGCAACAGUGACGAGCUGCUGCACGCCCGGCACGCAGAAAUGGACGACCCGGGAGACGACGGCGAUGAGGAGAGCGUUUCGUCCGACGCGUUGGGCUCUAGUAAGUAGAGUGCGGUAGGAUAGAACAGAAGGCCUUACUCGGCAGUGCACGAGAUAUAUGAUACGUUAGAAUGUUUAGGUUGCUGCCGAGAGGCAGUUCGUACCUUUUCUUUAUUAACGGGGCCACUAUGCUAGUCUGCCUUUCUUUUUUCUCGUUAGUGGCGAAUCUGUUCAUCAUCCUGUAUUGUGCACAUGUCUGUCCGAGGACGAUCUCUUUUGUUUUGGAAGUAUGUUAUUACUGCCACAUCGUAGUGUAUGUGAUAUUUAAGCGCAUUUUAAACAAUUGUUUUAUAACGUUUUCCGUUACACAUGCCUCUCAUGUAAAGCGGAUCCAUUGCAGUUGUGACACCGCUAUUCGGCAAUCUAAUCGAAACUUAUGACACUUGAAACGUAUUGCAAUUCAUUUCUGGGAGACAUCCCUUCCCCUCAGUCAAGCGGAGUCCUCAGUUUGGAGUAGUUUUAUGAGUUUUUUGAGAAUGCAAAAGCAAUUAUUCGUUUGUAGGGUAUCUUUACGACGAUUUCGCGGCUAACCUGGACCCCGGUGAAAACCAAACAGUUAGUGAGCGUUAGUCCAAGCUUUAUCAAACAUUUUACUCAAAGCGGUGCAUAAGGCUAUAACCUCUGUACCUGGUGCUAAAAGUCCCUCUAUUGCUAAACAUUGAUUUUAGCCAAGCUUAGUUAAGCUUAUUAAACAAUUUGGAAUGCAUUGCUCGCGAUAGGCUUUACAGCUUUUCGUUCACUUAAGUGUACAGAUAACCUUGGCGGUACAUAUCGUGUAAUAUGGCCUGUCCUACAAGGCUACUGCUGCUGCGUGUGUAUUCUAUUUGUUCAAAGAACAACGGGCAUGGAAUAAUUGAAGCUUCCAAAAAUUAAAAAAAAAAAUGUCACUCAAAAAAGACAUGUUCUAUUACAAAGAUACGUAGCAAUGGGCUGUUUAAACAUCCUCUUCGCUCUAUCUGGGCAUAAAACAAUCACUCAAAUUUCUGAUAAUGUUUUUGCUAUACGUCAUACACCGUAUUGUGUUCAAUGGUAGCCAUAUAUAUUGCUUAAUUGCUCCUUCUAAAAUGUAUUGAAUUUAUUAUUCAGUUCCUUCAUUAAUUCCUCCAUCGUGUUUUUUUAAUAGUACUGUUUAAAAAACAACCACUCAAAUUUCUGAUAAUGAUGUUGCUGUACGAUCCAGUUAAAUACUUCGUAGUUUUUUGGGAUUGAGCAGAUAGUUUUGCGUGUGCUCAUCAUAUCGCUUCUUCUUUAGCUCUAUAUCUUUGACACUUAUUGGAAAUACGUUUUCUUUGUUUGAGAAUGUCUAAUAACGGCUUCUUCAGUGGCUUUUCACUCCUAACUGCCAUUCACCUUCUUCGUUGGGGAUGUAUUGUUCAUAAUAUAGUGGGGCGCCGUUUAUCCGGGUACCUUUUUAUCCGGCUUUCCGUUUAUCCGUGCUGUUGAGAAAUGAUAGUACAAAGGAGACAUUGCGUUAUGAGGAGGAUAUUUG